Pistacia vera is the source of this 848-nucleotide messenger RNA. RefSeq lists its product as uncharacterized. Bases 244 to 600 code for a protein of 118 amino acids. The record is from RefSeq and is a predicted model, not a curated record. The transcript has 4 exons. Lineage: Eukaryota; Viridiplantae; Streptophyta; Magnoliopsida; Sapindales; Anacardiaceae.
UUAUAUAAAUUUUUACAAACUUAAGAUUAAUAUUAAAAAUUGACUUAUCCUAACGAUUUCUUUCUUGAAUCAGUCGGUGAGCAUCUUCUUUCCCGUAAAUCAUAUCGAUUGGGUCCGCUUUAAAACCCCCAUCAAACCCUAUACAAUUACAACUAGGAAACUAAGCAAAAAAAUCUCACCAUUUCAUUCCUACAUCGCUCUGUGGACCGCUUCAUUUGCCGAAGGACUACAUAAUUAGCUAUCAUGGCAACAAGGAAUUUUGCAAGACAUGUUUCCCGAAGAUUGUCUAGUGGUGGCAAAGUUCUUAGUGAGGAGGAAAAAGCUGCAGAAAAUGUUUACAUCAAGAAAACUGAACAAGCGAAAUUGGAGAAGCUGGCACAAAAGGGACCCAAGCCAGAAGAGAAACCAGCUACUACCUCAGGGGGUGGAGGUGAUGCCAAACCAAGUGGCUCGGCCCCAACUGCUGGAGCAUCAACCGAGAAAGUAUCAACUGACAAAUACAGAAACUAUGCAGUUGUGGCAGGUACUGUAACUGGUCUUGGUGCUCUGGGAUGGUAUCUCAAAUCACGCGGGAAGAAGGAAGAGGAAGUUCAGGACUGAGAAUGACAUGCAUGUGAUGAAUAUGAGAACAAUGGACGAUAGCUCCCAUGACUAUCACAUCUCACUGAAUUCAUGUAGUAAUUAGAAUAAAUCAAACUACUUCAUGUAUUGUCUCCAUUUUGUUUGUUAUUCUCUGCUUAUUUCGACAGAUUAUAGUUUUCUUCAAUUUGCUUAUAUCCUGAGUCUGGCAAUGGUGUUCCAGAAAAUGGGUUUUUGUUUUAGCUUUAUAAGAACUGAGCAUCCUCCAA